Messenger RNA from Pomacea canaliculata, 2191 nucleotides. RefSeq lists its product as uncharacterized. Lineage: Eukaryota; Metazoa; Mollusca; Gastropoda; Architaenioglossa; Ampullariidae. The transcript has 3 exons. Bases 505 to 1158 code for a protein of 217 amino acids. The record is from RefSeq and is a predicted model, not a curated record.
CAAAUGUAUAUGGCAGUAAACACACGACAUUCGCUUAUCUUGAUAUCUCCGUCAUGGUAGGAUCGUUAAUCACGGACACGACACAAACAACAACCCACAGGUAAGAUGUAUUAUUCAUCUUCUUAUUCAUUCGGAGCCUGUGCUUGAAAAGUACACAGUCUUGCCUAUCUCAGAACUUCUAGAAAAAAACUGUUCUCACCAGCCAGCAGCGUGUGACAGAUGAACGGACACAUUUGCAUGCGACUUGACGUGUCGAGCGUUUGGAGACAUAAUUUUUGUCUCUUGGCCGUCACCUUGUCAAGGGCUGACCUGCACACAGUGGCGGGGUCACGGCAUGACCUACCUGAAUAAACAAUUCGCUGCGGCGUGGAUACAAAGACAGCAGUGUGUGUGAUCACGCUGGAAUGAGAAGUGGGAAGCUGUGUGCGGAGUCUGGAGAGAGAAUUGGUUAAAGAGUUGCUUGUCCAUCUUUCACUGCAAAUUUGGAGGAUCCACACCCGUGCAAUGCUGCGCACCGCUGAGCUGGCCCUGGCAGGGUUAACGGUCAUCGUGAUGCUGUCACACUCCGCUGACGCCGAGCGGCAGGACAUCAAAGUGAGGUACUACGCGCCGUGCGUGCUGAAGUGCUCGGACAACGUCACACAGCCGCGAGACGUCCGAAUGUUCUGGAUCCUGCCGGACGCCGUGGCCAUCGACCACACUACGGACGAGUCACGGCUGCCCACCCGGCUGAGGUUCGUCAACCCCAACAGCUCCAACGAGCUGAACAUCACCAGAGUGGACGACGACCAGUUUGGCUACUACACCUGCGUCAUGAUCAACGCCAGUACUGGUGAGGUCAUGGUGACGCAGUGGGGGGUCAACAUCGAUGGCGCGGACUUCAGCGCCUUAGAAGCUGAGUACAGACACAGUGCCAUUAUUGGUGCCAUCGCCGCAGCUGUCAUGCUAGCUGUGGUGGGUGGGGGCUGCGUCAUCUGGCACUUCCGGUUCAGCUCGCACAACGAGGCCCAGAGACAGAGGAAGGACGGCUUUGAAGAUCGUCCACCCUGCAGAAGACAAGUCCCGCAGAAACCAGGGAUUCGCCGGCGACAUCGAGGUGGAGAUGAAGGCAGGACGGUUUGGCAACGGAACCACCUCGUCGACAACAGCGACAGUUGAUGGAAAUGUAGAAGCAGACGAGAUCACGGAUCACAGGCUGUGACGUUAAUCACACCGUCUACCUCGCGCCCCCGUCUGCUUGUUCCUCUUUUUGUGUAUUUCUUCGUCUGUUGAUAGAUAAUCUUCUCGUAAACGUGCUCUGUUUGUAAACAUCUUUCAUUUUCUUACUUGCUGUUUCAUGUACACAUUAUUGAUACAGGAGAAAUCAGUGCCUUGGUUGUUAUGAUGUUGUUGCCAGUAUUAAGAGUAUCUUUCCUAUAGAAUAGAUGAGAAAUUUAUGCAAAUUUUUGCCGGUGUUUUUUCUUGUUUGUUUGUUUGUUUUUUGUUUGAAGUAGUGAGAUGAGUGUAAGAUGUGUGUGCUUGUGUUUGCUUUCGACUGGCCUGUGAUCAUGGUAACACUUGUCCUCUCAUACACAGAUAUGAGUUCUACAAAUGGCAUCCCCAUAUUCACAUCCCGCAUGUAACCUGUUACAUACAUGUAAUGUGUGUUGUUACCUUCUCAGUGAACUGGCUGCCCGAAAGAAAAUCCUAUUUUGUAUAAAUGCAUUGAGUCAACAUUUUUGUAAAUAGUUUAUUGUACAGAAGGGAGACAUUAUUCCAUGGUUAUCAGAGUCUUCACUUGCUUACACUUAUCAAAGCCAAGUUUAUUAUACAGUUUAUCAAAGUAUGUAAGAAGAAUACCUUACGAAAAGUUUUAAUGUACGAGACAAAUACAAGUGGUUUCUGUGUGUACAGGCUAAAACUUUGUUUAGUUAUCGUUCUGGGAUAGCCAGCAUCAAUAACUGGGUUUUUUAUUUGUUUACUCAGAAAAAUUCAUAUCGUAUUCCCGUUAUAGGUGAUGUAUUGUUUCAUGUUAUUUUACUGAGUGGUGAGUAUGAGUCAUGGUGUUCCAUAUGAGCAGUGAUGGAUAAAUGAGGAACUAACGUCUUCAUGCAUCAGUAUUGUACGUGAUUACAGAUGUCCAGCCAGAAGUCUCUAAACAGAUUUUUUAUAUUUUAAAGGAAUGUAAUUCAAUAAAAUUUUCAAUAAGAAA